AUGGCUACUGCUAAGCCCAUUGAUACUCAUAGUGCUUCAAAUGCACAUUUGUCUGUAGCAUUUGCACCUAAAUCAUCUCAGGAAAAGGAAUACAUGUCACAUGUUCCUUAUGCUAGUGCAGUGGGAAGCUUGAUGUAUGUUAUGGUCUACACUAGACCGGAUCUUGCACAUGCUGUUAGUGUUGUCAGUAGGUUCAUGGGAGACCCUGGUAAGGAACACUGGAAAGAAGUGAAGAGGAUUUUCCGCUACCUCAGGGGUAUAUCUGAUAUUGGUCUCAGUUAUGGUGGUGAUAGUCAGUGUCUAGUAUCUUGUUACUCAGAUUCUGACUAUGCUGGAGAUGUAUACAGUAGAAGAUCGAUGACCGGUUAUGUAUUCAUGCUUGGUGGUUCUGUUGUGAGUUGGAAGGCUACUCUACAGCUGACAGUAAUCUUGUCUACUACAGAGGCAGAAUAUAUGGCCUUGACAAAAGCUGCUAAGGAGGGAAUCUGGUUGAAAGGAUUGGUUAGUGACUUGGGUCUACACCACGAUCAGGCUUCAGUGUACUGCGACAGUUUGAGUGCAAUAUGCUUAACCAAGGAUCAAGUUCACCAUGAAAGAACAAAACACAUUGAUGUGAGGUACCAUUUUCUGAGAAGUGAGAAGAGGAUAAAGGGGCAAGGCCUGAGGCAUAGCAUGUCACAUCUGGGCAUUCAGUGUAAUGCAUCUGUUUUGUUUAUCGGGGCAUUUAGUGUAAUGCAUCUAUUUUGUUUAUCUGGGAAUUCAGUGUAA
Messenger RNA from Impatiens glandulifera, 768 nucleotides. Its product is annotated as secreted RxLR effector protein 161-like. NCBI's taxonomy places the organism in Eukaryota, Viridiplantae, Streptophyta, Magnoliopsida, Ericales, Balsaminaceae. The record is from RefSeq and is a predicted model, not a curated record. The coding region runs from base 1 to 768 and encodes 255 amino acids. The transcript has 2 exons.